Carya illinoinensis is the source of this 843-nucleotide messenger RNA. RefSeq lists its product as uncharacterized. The record is from RefSeq and is a predicted model, not a curated record. The coding region runs from base 1 to 843 and encodes 280 amino acids. Lineage: Eukaryota; Viridiplantae; Streptophyta; Magnoliopsida; Fagales; Juglandaceae. The transcript is spliced from 2 exons.
AUGCAGGCAGCCGAAGAAGUGGAAGAAGUCCAAGAAGUGAAUAUGUUGGACAGCAUUAUCUUUGAAAACUGCCCUUUAUCCUAUCAACUUUGUGAUUCACUAAUUGAUUUAGAAAAUAUCAGUAUGUCUAAUGAUGGGACUAACGAGUUAUUUUCUGCAUCAAUUGUAGGAAACCCAGCUGAAGUACAAUGGAAGCUAAAGUUUGAACAACUUCAGCCAGUGACAAAACCACUUAAACCUUCUGGAGAGCAGACCCCAUCCUUGGACCUCAAGCCUUUACCAGCCCAGCUGAAAUAUGCAUUUAUGGGUCCUCACCAAAAUUUUCCAGUGGUAAUCUCUUCUCACUUAACUGAUAGUCAAGAGAGAAAAUUACUAGAGGUCCUAACUAAACACAAAAAGGCUAUCGGAUGGACUUUGGCUGAUAUUAAGGGUAUUAACCCUUUAGUUUGUACCCAUAAGAUUUAUUUGGAAGAGGAUGCCAAACCAGCUAGGGAAAUGCAAAGGAGGCUUAACCCCACAAUGAAGGAAGUAGUCAAAACUGAAGUACUUAAGUUGUUGGAUGUGGGAUAUUAUCAGAUUGAAAUAGCUCCUGAGGACCAAGAGAAAACUCCUUUUACCUACCUUUUUGGGACUUUUGCAUUUAGAAGGAUGUCAUUUGGACUGUGUAAUGCCCCAGCCACCUUCCAACGAUGCAUGCUUAGUAUUUUCAGUGAUUUAAUUGAAAAUAGCUUAGAGGUAUUUAUGGAUGAUUUCUCUGCUUUUGGAAGCACUUUUGAGAGCUGUUUAACUAACUUGCAAGCUGCUUUGGCCAGGUGUGAGGAGAAAAACUUACCGCUCAACUAG